This is a messenger RNA of Rhododendron vialii, 4108 nucleotides long. Its product is annotated as exportin-T. The record is from RefSeq and is a predicted model, not a curated record. The coding region runs from base 515 to 3487 and encodes 990 amino acids. Lineage: Eukaryota; Viridiplantae; Streptophyta; Magnoliopsida; Ericales; Ericaceae. Gene Ontology annotation, cellular component: nuclear pore; nuclear matrix; cytoplasm. Gene Ontology annotation, molecular function: tRNA binding; small GTPase binding. Gene Ontology annotation, biological process: tRNA re-export from nucleus. The transcript has 15 exons.
GCAAAAUCCGAGGAUUUUUUGGUAAAUUGGUUUUGCUAUAUAAGAUAGCAAUGCUCUUGAAAUCAGCCUCCUCCUCCUCCAGUCCUCUCCUUCCUCCUCCCAACAAAACCUCCGUUUGCCAAAACCGCAAAAAAAUCUCACUCACUGCCUUUUCCCUUCAGCUCUCUCCAUAAACAAUUCCAAUUCCACACAAGAAAACCAAACCAAAAAUCAACUAAAACCCUAGUUUUAUUUGCGUCGUAAUCGUUGCACCUAACCCUAGCACGAACAAACACUAGUUAGAGAUCGCACUAACCCUCUCUUGGUUUUUUUCCCAUUCGAAGGUACGCAAGAGCUUUCACCGAUCCAUCCAUUGAUUCGAUUCUUUUCGCCGUCGCCAAUCGUUGUAUUGCAUUACAAUAUCAGAAUCAAACUUUGGUAAGAUAAAUAUAACAAGUAUAGAUAGAUUUUAAAGGACGGUGUGAUUGAACCGAGGUUUAUCAGGUUUUAGGGUUUGUGGCUAGGGUUUAUCACAAUGGAUGAUCUUGAGAAAGCUAUACUUAUCAGUUUCGACGAAUCCGGAGCCAUUGACUCGGUUCUGAAAUCACAAGCUGUUGCUUAUAGUCAACAGAUUAAGGAGACCGCGUCAAUAUGUAGCAUAUGUAUCGAGCGUUUGCGUGUUUGUAACAUAGUUCAAGUCCAGUUUUGGUGCUUGCAAACCCUACACGAAGUGCUUCGCGUUCGGUAUUCGUCAAUGAGUCAUGAAGAGAAGUCUUUUGUGAGGAGCUCUGUGUUUUCCAUGGCUUGUUUCGAGGGUAUCAAUGAUAAGAACAACUCUGUUAGGGUUUUGGAGGGUCCUGCUUAUAUCAAGAACAAACUUGCUCAGGUUUUGGUUACUUUGAUUUAUUUUGAGUACCCGUUAAUUUGGCCGUUGGUGUUUGUUGAUUACGUACCCCACCUGAGCAAAGGUGCAGCGGUGAUUGAUAUGUUUUGUCGGGUUUUGAAUGCUUUGGAUGAUGAAUUGAUUAGUUUGGACUACCCCCGAAGUGCCGAAGAAAUGGCUGCUGCUUCGCGUGUUAAGGAUGCAAUGAGGCAGCAGUGUGUGUCUCAGAUUGUCAGAGCAUGGUAUGACAUUGUGUCAAUGUAUAGGAAUUCUGAUCCGGAUCUAUGCUCCGGUGUUUUAGAUUCUAUGAGGAGAUACAUUUCAUGGGUUGAUAUUGGAUUAGUAGUGAAUGAUGCAUUUCUCCCACUGUUAUUUGAGCUAAUUUUGGUCGAUGGUUUGCCCGAUCAACUCCGAAGUGCUGCCGUUGGAUGUGUCCUGGCUGUUGUUUCCAAGCGUAUGGAUCCAAAGCCCAAGAUUCGGCUCUUGCAGAGUCUUCAAAUAAAUAGGGUUUUUGGUUUAGUAGCCAAGGAUAGUGAUUCUGAGUUGGUUUCAAAAGUGGCAGCAUUGCUUACUGGGUAUGCCACUGAGGUCCUGGAUUGCUCCAAACGUUUGAAUUCCGAGGACGAUGUUGGCGUUCCAAUGGAGCUUUUAAAUGAGGUUUUGCCUUCUGUAUUCUACGUCAUGCAGAACUGUGAAAUUGACACGACUUUCAGUACAGUGCAGUUUCUUUCGGGUUAUGUGGCCACGAUGAAGAGUCUUUCUCCACUGAGGGAGCAGCAGCUGCUUCACGUGGGUCAAAUAUUGGAAGUUAUUCAUUCUCAGAUUCGGUAUGAUCCUAUUUAUCGUGACAAUCUUGAUAAGCUGGAUAAGAUUGGGAGAGAAGAGGAGGGUAGGAUGGUGGAGUUUAGGAAAGAUUUAUUUGUGCUGCUUCGUAGUGUAGGUCGUGUAGCACCAGAUGUUACUCAGAUUUUUAUCAGGAAUUCAUUAGAUAGUGCUGUUGCAUCUUCUGCUGAUAGGAACGUUGAGGAGGUAGAAGCUGCACUAUCCCUCUUUUAUGCAUAUGGAGAGUCGAUAAGUGAUGAAGCGAGGAGAACUGGAAGUGGUCAUCUGAGAGAGCUGGUGCCAUUGCUCUUGUCAACUAGGUUUCCUUGCCAUUCUAGUAGGCUAGUUGCACUUGUGUAUCUUGAUACAAUAACGAGAUAUAUAAAGUUCGUUCUAGAGCAUACUGAAUGUGUACCUAUGGUCCUGGCUGCCUUUCUCGAUGAAAGAGGAAUACGCCAUCCAAAUGUCAAUGUCAGUCGAAGGGCAAGUUAUCUUUUCAUGAGAGCUGUGAGGUUGCUCAAAGCAAAGCUUGUGCCUUUCGUAGAGACUAUCUUGCAGAGUCUGCAGGAUACAAUUGCUCAAUUUACUACAAUAGAGUGUACUUCAAAAGAGCUAUCUGCAUCUGAAGAUGGUAGUCACAUUUUUGAGGCAAUUGGCUUAUUAAUUGGGAUGGAAGAUGUACCACUGGAGAAGCAAACUGAAUACCUUUCUGCAUUGCUUACUCCUCUUUGUCAGCAGGUUGAAGCAUCACUUUUAAAUGCCAAAAUACAGAAUUCAGAAGAGUCCCCUGCAAAGAUUGCAACUAUUCAGCAAAUAAUCAUGGCCAUUAAUGCCCUCAGCAAGGGCUUCAGUGAGCGUCUUGUAACUGGUAGUCGACCUGCAAUUGGUCUCAUGUUUAAGCAGACAUUGGAUGUCCUACUCCAAAUUCUGGUUGUCUUUCCAAAGGUUGAGCCCUUGAGGUGUAAGGUCACAUCGUUUAUUCACCGCAUGGUGGACACCUUAGGAACAUCCGUCUUUCCUUAUCUCCCCAAGACAUUGGAGCAAUUGCUUGCGGAAAGUGAGCCAAAGAAGAUGGUGGCUUUCCUUGUGUUACUCAAUCAGCUAAUCUGCAAAUUCAACACUGCGCUCCAUGACAUAUUGGAGCAAUUAUAUCCUAAAAUUGCUAGUAGGAUAUUUAACAUCAUUCCGAGGAAUGGAUUUCCUUCUGGGCCUGGGAGCAAUACAGAGGAAAUUCGUGAAUUGCAAGAGCUUCAACAAACCUUGUACACUUUCCUUCAUGUGAUUACUACACAUGAUCUGUCCUCAGUUUUCCUCUCCCCCAAAAGUAGAGGCUACUUGGAUCCAAUGAUGCAGAUGCUAUUGUAUGCUGCUUGUAAUCACAAGGACAUGGUUGUAAGAAAGUCUUGUGUACAGAUAUUUGUUAGACUAAUUAAAGACUGGUGCAACAAGCCAUAUGGUGAAGAAAAGGUUCCUGGUUUCCAGAGCUUUGUAAUUGAGACCUUUGCAACAAAUUGUUGUUUGUACAGUGUGCUUGACAAGUCCUUUGAGUUCCGUGAUGCACAUACUCUUGUUCUGUUCGGAGAAAUAGUGUUGGCCCAAAAGGUCAUGUAUGAGAAGUUUGGAAAUGAUUUUCUGGUUCAUUUUGUGUCGAAAAGUUUCCCAGCUGCAUAUUGCUCCCAAGAUUUGGCAGCACAAUAUUGUCAAAAGUUGCAGGGUAAUGACAUGGAGGCACUAAAAUUGUUUUACCGGUCACUCGUUGAAACUUUGAGACACCAACAAAAUGGAAGCCAUGUUUUCAGAUAGCAUAACCACAAUAUGACAGUCUUGAGUAUUUAUGAUGUUGCUCAGUGCUUCGUGUCCUCGUACUCCAGCCAGUAGUGGCAAUCAAAAUUUUGUUCACCAGAGGGUCCUUUCAUUGUGUGUAUAUAACAUUCCUGUGGUCAUUCCGUGGAUAUCGAGGUAUAUAUUUCCGGAAGCGGUUUCUUUGACGUGAAAUGUUGGAAAUAUCUGUUAGGUUUUUGGGUGCCGAUUAAAUCAUUCAGCAUUAGUUUGUUGUGUAUAUCAUGUUUUGUAUUUUCCCUGUUUAUUUGUAUACUUGUGCUUCUCCUUCCUCUUCCUAAGUUCCCCAGUUUCACAUCUAAGUUAUUUUCCAUUUCAUUAGGUGUUUGACAGAUACAUGGCCUGUAACAUCAAAUGGAUGCUACGGGGUCUGGGUUUUUGGAACCAAGGGAAUGAAAGGGAAAAGAAAAAAAAAUGGAGAGAUAUUUUUGUUUUUAAUUUUUUUUUAUGGCUUUUGUUAAACCAGUUCUAGUAAGGGUUGAGUUUUGAAACUUGGAAGUUUUGAUGUUCUACAGGACCGUUCUUGCUUGAAAAAACAUUGUAAUUUAUUUACAUGCUGGUAAAUCAAAAUGGGAUUCUCAUUUA